UCCUGGCGGCGGCGCGGAGCGGAGCGGGCGGCGGUGCGGGCUGGGCUGCGGUACCGGUACCGGCACCGGCGGCUCCGCGGGGCCGCGCCGGUCUCGGCCUCCCCCCGGACUCCCUCCGGCUCUGCCCGUCCCUCCGCCUCCCUCCCCCCUUCCCGUUUUUUUUUCCCACCCCCCCCCUUUCUCCCCGCAACGCCGCCCCCCGUCCCCCCCCCCCGCAGCAAGAUGGUGCAGAAGAAAUCAGAGAUCCCGGGUUUCCACCGCUCCUUCAAGGGACAAAACCCCUUCGACCUGGAGUUCGACCAGUCCAACCACCUGGAGCCUGUCUUCAACUUUGAGUGCCCGCCCCGUCCUGACAUGCCUUCAAGUCAACCCAUCGAUAUCCCUGACGCCAAGAAAAGGAACAAGAAGAAGAAGCGCUGUAGAGCAACCGACAGCUUCUCCGGCAGGUUUGAAGAUGUUUACCAGCUGCAGGAGGAGGUGCUGGGAGAAGGGGCCCAUGCCAGAGUCCAGUCCUGUGUUAACCUCAUCACCAACAAGGAGUACGCAGUGAAGAUCAUAGAGAAACGCCUGGGACACAUCCGCAGCAGGGUCUUCAGGGAGGUGGAGAUGCUGUAUCAGUGCCAGGGACACAGGAACGUCCUGGAGCUGAUUGAGUUCUUUGAGGAAGAGGAGAGGUUUUACCUGGUGUUUGAAAAGAUGAGAGGAGGCUCCAUCCUGACCCACAUCCACCGGAGACGCCACUUCAACGAGCUGGAGGCCAGCGUGGUGGUGCGGGACAUCGCCAGCGCCCUGCACUUUUUGCACAACAAAGGAAUUGCACACAGGGAUCUAAAACCGGAAAAUAUUCUGUGUGAGAGCCCGGACCAGGUCUCCCCAGUGAAGAUCUGCGACUUUGACCUGGGAAGUGGCAUCAAACUCAACGGCGAUUGCUCCCCCAUCUCCACCCCAGAGCUGCUCACCCCGUGUGGCUCUGCUGAGUACAUGGCCCCAGAGGUGGUGGAAGCUUUCAACGAGGAGGCAUCCAUCUAUGACAAGCGCUGCGACCUGUGGAGCCUGGGGGUCAUCCUGUACAUCAUGCUGAGCGGGUACCCCCCCUUCGUGGGUCACUGUGGCUCUGACUGCGGCUGGGACCGGGGCGAGGCGUGCCACACGUGCCAGAACAUGCUCUUCGAAAGCAUCCAGGAGGGGAAGUACGAGUUUCCUGACAAGGACUGGGCACACAUCUCCUUUGGAGCCAAAGAUCUCAUUUCCAAGCUGUUGGUGAGAGAUGCCAAGAAGCGGCUCAGCGCAGCCCAGGUUCUGGAGCACCCCUGGGUGCAGGGGUGUGCCCCGGAUAACACCCUGCCGACCCCCAUCAUCCUGCAGAGGAACAGCAGUGCCAAAGAGCUCACCUCCUUUGCUGCCGAGGCCAUCGCUGUCAAUCGCCAGCUGACGCAGCGUGACGAGGAUGAGGAAGAUGAGGCGGAGGAGGAAGCACGACCCAUCAUCAUCAAAGCUACCUCACGGGCCAUGCAGCUCUCCCCCCCCUCCGAGUCCAAGCUGGCCAAGCGGCGGCAGAAGAGCAGCCUGGCCAAGGCAGUGGCCACUGGGCAGCACCUCGUGGCCCCGCUGGUCCUGGUGGCCGACCAAGCCUGAGCUGUGCCCCUCAGACCUGCUGUACCCUGUGUCGUUUCCCCCCCCUCUUUGUUCUUUCUCUCCCCCCCGCCCCAAGCCCCACCGUUUCUGGUUAGUGACAAGAUCAGGACUCGUCCCUGUGGCUGGUUUCCAAGGUUUUGCUGAUCUUGUAGGUCUGGGGGUGGGAGGGUUUGUUUAAGAUGUUUUGUUUUUUUUUUUUUUUUUUUGUUAAGGUGUUAAAUCAAGCAUGAGGUUGCUUCACCCAGGGCACAUUCAAGGACAUCUGACAGACACAUGGACUUUUGUUUCCUGACUCUUGGUUUCUCCUCUGACAUUUCCCCCCCCACCAAUCCCGACACCAAAGGACUCUUUGUACCCGCGGCUGCUUUGACGAUGUCAGCUCGUUUCAUACUGUGAACAAAAGACCCUCGGUCGCGUUUUCAACAACGGGAGUUGUGUAUUAACCUCCUCCCUCCCCUCGGAGCUGCAGGUCUUUCUCCCGUGUCGGGGUAGAUCCCACAAGACCCCCAUCCUGGGUGCGGGGAGCCCUUCCAUCCUAUGCUCCGGGGGGAUGUGAUGGGUGUGGUGCAGGGAAUCGCUUGGGCUGGGGAGAGAUGGUGCCAGCAAGGGAGCAGCUCCGCAUCCCACUGAGCAACCCUCUCUCCUCAGCAACCUGCUUCCAGAAUAAGCUAUUCACCCCCUUUUUCUUCCUUUUUCCUUUUAGUUAUUGUUGGUUUUAAACUGCUAGCUGUGCUUUUCUACAGGGCACAGAGAAACGUCUUCCUUUGCUCCUGUGCUCCGGCCAGUGGCUUCUGGGGGUAAGGUCAGAGCCGGGGGGAUGCACAGGCAUUGGGCCAUGCUCUUGUGCCGGGUCGGGUGUUGUAUCCCUGUUUUUGGAGGGGCAGCUUGCCAGUGGAUGUGCCAUUAUGGAGGUGCAGAGGGAAUGGGGUUUUCAGGGUGGCUGGAGCAGCCCAAAAAUACCCCUCUGGGAAUAGCAGGUGCUCUGUGGAAAGCAAAGGACACCCCUUAAAGAGCUUCGGGCUGGCCCUGAGGCUGCCGUGGCUGAAGGGGUUGGGGGUGCUGAGCACCCCGAGGUGCUGUUUUGGUGGGUGAGCGGCUGAGCUGGUGGCAGCACCCAUGGGCUACAGCGUAGGGGAGCAGCCAGGGGGAUCUUGGGAUGUGGGGCUGGAGGGUUUGGGGUCAGCAGCAGCACCAGGGCAGUGCAGGGUGUGAUGGGUGGCCAGGGAGAGCUGAGCAUGUGUGUUCAUGUGUGUGCAUGUGUCCACGUUCGUGUGUCCACAUGCAUGGCGCUGCCGUUUCCUCAAAGCUUUGGGGAAGGAGGGAAUGCAGCCAGGGAAGCAUUUGGGAUGCUGCAUCAGGACGAGGCCCUUGGCUGGUUGCUGCUGCAUGGGGCUGGCUCCUCUGUGUGCCCUCUGCACCAAGCCCAAGCAGCAAACGCGCUCCCCAACACAGGUCGUGCCACUGUCCCCAUGUCCCACCACGAGGGAGGGUGUCCCCUUCGUUAGCAACCUCUUUUCCCUUCCCAUCCACUGCUUUGAGCUUUAUAUGUUGAAAAAGCAGCCUCAGUCCAUCGUGUGCACAGGUGGAGGCUUUGGGAGCUUGCUUUGGGGUCUUCAGCUGAGGACAGUCACUGUCUCCAGAGGGGGAAAGUUCUCCUUUUAAUUUUAAGACUGCUGACAGCAAUACUAUGCAAUAUAUGUUUUUUGUUUCAGGGAGGUAUGUGUGAGUUAUCUUGGGACAUGAUGAUCUUGGGUGUUGAUGGAGUUUGGGGCAGAGACUGUCUUUUCUCGCCCUUCCACCGAGUGGCAUUUGUGGGUCAGGGAGGGUGGUUUAUCCCCUCUCCAUCCCCCCCCAAAAACUGCCUCGCACUUGCGAUCUCCCCUCUCCCCCCGGUCCCACCGUGCGGGGUGGUGGUGAGGGGACAAUCCCCUCAGGCACCGGGACGCCCUGGAGAGGCCUCCUUUAAAGCAAGACAAAACAAAAUCCAUCUUGAUUGUACAUUACUUUUUAUAGCUUAUUUUGUUUUAUCAGUUGUAGAUAAUUCCUUGUUGUCUUAUAUUAAGAAAUACUUGAAUGCUGUACAGUG
Molecule: messenger RNA, 3721 nt
Organism: Strigops habroptila (Kakapo)
Lineage: Eukaryota; Metazoa; Chordata; Aves; Psittaciformes; Psittacidae
Gene: MKNK2
Product: MAPK interacting serine/threonine kinase 2
Exons: 14
Coding region: 223-1635 (470 amino acids)
Biological process (GO): peptidyl-serine phosphorylation; protein autophosphorylation; intracellular signal transduction
Cellular component (GO): cytoplasm; nucleus
Molecular function (GO): calcium/calmodulin-dependent protein kinase activity; calcium-dependent protein serine/threonine kinase activity; calmodulin binding
Source: RefSeq, a predicted model, not a curated record